Olea europaea var. sylvestris is the source of this 723-nucleotide messenger RNA. Its product is annotated as probable serine/threonine-protein kinase PIX13. The coding region runs from base 1 to 516 and encodes 171 amino acids. Lineage: Eukaryota; Viridiplantae; Streptophyta; Magnoliopsida; Lamiales; Oleaceae. The transcript is spliced from 2 exons. Gene Ontology annotation, biological process: protein phosphorylation. The record is from RefSeq and is a predicted model, not a curated record. Gene Ontology annotation, molecular function: protein kinase activity; ATP binding.
AUGGGGACUCAAGGUUAUGCCGCUCCUGAGUACGUCGCCACAGGGCAUUUGUACGUGAAGAGCGACGUCUAUGGUUUUGGUGUUGUAUUGGUAGAAAUGCUUACAGGGUUAAGGGUACUUGACGAAAAUCGUCCAGGUGGGAAAGAAAAUCUGGUUGAAUGGGUGAAGCCACAUUUAUUUGACAGAAGGAAGUUAAAGAACAUAAUGGAUUCUCGUUUGGAAGGAAAAUAUCCUUCAAGAUCUGCAAUACAAAUAGCUCAGCUUGCUCUAUCAUGUAUUGAAAGUGAACCAAAAAACCGACCAUCAAUGCGAGAAAUUGUUGAGAUCCUAGAGCGCAUUGAUUCUGUUCAUGAGAAACAUAAAGAGGUUAAAGUAAAUUCUAGGCCUCAACCAUCUUCUCGAGCACAGAAACCUUCGCAAUAUCGUUCUCCAAUUCAUCAUCCAAGGCACAAUCAUUCUCCAAUUCAUCCAAGGCACGAUAUAAAUCAAGCCUACCCACUGCCACCUCGCACAUAAGUUUUAGUUAGGGUAUUCAUUUGGAGCUGAUCUUUACGCAUAUUUGUUCCAAUCUCAUGUUCCUCAAAGCCUCUUUAAAUGAAUGAGAUUCUGUUUUCCAGAGUUAAAUAGAUGAGAAUAUACUUGCGAAAAGCAGUUCUGUGUACUUAAGAAUAAUGCAUGAUGUAAAAAGAUUGUCACCUGAAUAUAUAGAUACAUUUUUUUAAC